GGGUGACGUCCUGGUUCACGGGUCAACGCUCAACCACUGAGCCACCCCGGCCGCGUGUGACCACUCCCUUUAGGGGGCCGUAAGGGGUGAAGGGCGAGCAAGGGACGUUGUUCUCUGCCUUCAGUUGGAUCCACCAGCCCCGGGGGCCUUGUCCCUGUGGGGCUUGUACCUACCGGGGAGACCGGAUCCCUUGGAGGAUCGAUGGAAGCCAGAGACCCGCCUUCCCGUUAGACUAAAAUAAGGGAGCAGUGACCCCUCCUCCUCAGCCCGAGGAUGCCUCUCUUCGGGAGCACGUUCAGUCCGAAGAAGACACCCCCCCGGAAGUCAGCCUCGCUCUCCAAUCUGCACAACCUGGACCGGUCCACCCGCGAAGUGGAGCUGGGCCUUGACUACGGAACCCCCACGAUGAACCUGGCGGGGCAGAGCCUGAAGUUUGAGAACGGCCACUGGGUAGCAGAGGCCGGGCUGAGUGGCGGGGUGGACCAGAGGGAGGCCCAGCGCCUCCGCAGGCGGAACCAGCAGCUGGAGGAGGAGAACAACCUCCUGCAGGUGAAGGUGGAGGUCCUGCUGGACAUGUUCUCCGAGACCACGGCCGAGUUCCAGAUAAUGAAGAAGGAACUGGAAGAGCUGAAGAGUGUCAACCGGAGAAGGAAAUGAAGACCUCACGACGCUGGUUCGCUCUCAUUGGACGGACUCUUGGAGAAGCAGCUGGAAUUCAUCUGAGCCGAGCCUCCCCUCCCGUUGGUGUUCGGGCCUGGCCCCAGUUCUGAAGAGCCCUGCCUUCUGCCCUCAGGCCGCUCUCUCUGUGCGUUAGAGUGUUUCUCCCCAGAUCCACACCCUCUGGCUUCAGUCUCAGCAGCAAUCACCAGUCUUCUAUGCAACACUAUAUUUUUGUGCGACUUUCUUGUUUAUACUACUCCCCCUUGUUUUUCAAUAAAGAUUU
Messenger RNA from Pipistrellus kuhlii (Kuhl's pipistrelle), 943 nucleotides. It is a transcript of the gene CBY1, whose product is annotated as chibby family member 1, beta catenin antagonist. NCBI's taxonomy places the organism in Eukaryota, Metazoa, Chordata, Mammalia, Chiroptera, Vespertilionidae. Gene Ontology annotation, biological process: negative regulation of Wnt signaling pathway. The coding region runs from base 274 to 657 and encodes 127 amino acids. Gene Ontology annotation, cellular component: nucleus. The record is from RefSeq and is a predicted model, not a curated record. The transcript has 6 exons.